Messenger RNA from Octopus bimaculoides (California two-spot octopus), 4599 nucleotides. RefSeq lists its product as uncharacterized. Lineage: Eukaryota; Metazoa; Mollusca; Cephalopoda; Octopoda; Octopodidae. The record is from RefSeq and is a predicted model, not a curated record. Gene Ontology annotation, biological process: signal transduction.
UAAACAAAUAACUCCAGAAUCUGGAAAAUCGAAGUGACAGAAUAUGGUGUAGUUUUUCUUCUCCGAUCUAAUGAAAGACGAGCCUUUAGUUUUUAAAUCAUUUUUGUUCGUUCGUUUGUUUGUUUAAAUAAUACAACUCUUUCUUUGUGUCGCGAAGGAGGUCGAUACAGAACUGGAACUGCUAGAAACAAAGCCACAAAGACAAACAACCAAUUCUAGAAUCUGAAAAUCGAAGUGCUAGAGGAAUGUGUAGGUUUUGUUGUUUUUUUUCUCUCUCGAUCUAAUCAAUGACUAGAGCUUAUUCUUUAAACCAUCGUCAUUAUUAUUAUUAUUAGCUUACAUACAACCCUCUCAGUCACGAAGGAGGUCGAUACAUUGCUGGAAUUACCAGUAAAACAAUAAGACCUUCCAAGACAAACAACCGAUUCCUGUAUCUGAAAAUCGAAAGUGACAAAUGAUUGCGUAGUUUUUUCGAUUUAAUCACGAAUGAAUCUUUAAUAAAUUUUUAUUAUCGUGUAACUUUAAAUACAGCUCCUUUUGUGUUAGGAAGGAGUUCGCUACGAUACAGAGCUGGAACAACCAGUAAAAACAAUUGAGCCGUCCAAGACAAACAACCGACUCCAGUGCCUGGGAACCGAUUUCGGUAACUGGCGAUGACGUCAUAUCCGCUAGUGUGCCCAUUCAUGAAAUUAGCCAUGAAUUACUUCCUGUUUGUAAGCAGCAUGUGUGUGUGUACAACUAACUUAGAUGUUCAUGGACCUUCGUCGCUGUCGGCUUGACUCCACGCCAAAAUCACCGCCGACUCUCUUGAUAGUACCAACUCUUUACCAAUUCCAUUCUGCUUGUUUAUUUCGAACGAAAUGUCUGCAGGUAUUUCCAAAUGGACUCAUCGUACCGGUAGGUGUAUCCUAGGUGUGAAGCUAGUCCAGGGUUCUCCUACGAACCUUUGUUUGGGUGUGGUUUCCUUGCCAGAGUUUAUGCUGGCUGGACACUCAGUGAAUAAUUUACGGACACAAUUGAGCCGACAGCUACAGAAAUAUUUGCCUUCCAAUUUUACUUUCCGCACCAGAAAAGGAUGGCCAGUAUUAAUUGAACAAGAAAAAGAUGUUCCCAUCGAAGAAAUCAUUUCAGAAGAUGCUUGUGUUUAUAUUGAAAGAUAUUUUGGGAUGCCCAGAAUUGGUAUAAUGACCCAGAAAGGUGAGGGAUUAGGUUACCUUUUGGCAGAAUACACUUUACCCUUAUUAAAACUCCGAGAUUUGCUAAUUGAACAGAGAAUAGUAAACAAUGUUUUACCAUUCCUUUUCUUGACUUCAAAUGGUUGGCCAGUCAGUUUUAUACAAGAACAGUUUCUGCAAGUGAUGGAUGUCCUCAACAACUCCUCAAUCUGUAUUAUGGACGACCCACCAACCAACUGUGCACUCUUAGAUAGCAUCAUGGACAAUUUACCCUCGCGCAAACGGAAACAUUCCAAAUCUGCUGAUAACAAUUGCGAAGAGAUUUCUGCCAAGUCUAUGAAUACCGUCACAACUGGGAAUGCCAAGCAAAUUCUUAUCAGUUAUGUCCGUGCUGAGGCUGCCCAAGUCGCUAUCAGCCUCAAACAAGAACUCACUGCACUCAACAUUAGCGUAUUUUUGGAUGUGGAUGAAAUCAAGACUGGUGCUGAUUGGCAGGAUUCCUUAAACCAUGCAGUGAGCAACUGUGAAAUAUUUAUACCCCUCAUCACCCAACGUUAUGGUCUGACACGCUGGAGCAACCGAGAGGUGAAACUUGCUGAUAUUUUAGGAAAAUUUAUGCUUCCUAUCAAUUUUUUAUCUGAGUGGCCGCCAAGCUGUUUGGCAAUUCAGUUGGCAACAACUCAGUAUAUUAAUGGAACUCGACAAUCAGCAUGUUCAGCUCUUUCACAUGAGGCUUUCCCAACUAUUUACCCAAAUCAAGACGGGAUCAUUGUUAAUACGAAAAUGAUAGCAAAAGAGAUUGCAGAACGUCUCACCACACUAAAACGGAACUCACUUACAAGGAGGCCUACUUUGCAUCGAAGGGAGACAAAGAUCUAUAAUUGUGCCUUAGAACUACCGAUCUGUCAGGUGGGCUUAACUGAAGCUGAAGAAACCCACCAGAAGUUAAUAGUAAUCACUCUACACCAAGAACAGUCGGAGUUUGGACGCACUCUGCAGAAUUGGCUGGAGAAAGAAGGUUUAGAAGUAUGGCUUAGCACUGAACUUGACUCCAGUAGAUGCUGCCAACAAAACGGUUCCACUCCGAUCGAAGAUCUCCGCAAGUUCCAAGAAAAGGCAGAUGAAGCUGCUGCCAUCAUAUUUGUCCUGUCUGAUUCUUACGCUACAAGCAGGACGUGUAUGCAACAAGCAUUCUACUGUGAAAAUCGUAAAUGGAUGCUUGCCCUGAAAUAUGAGAACUUUGAAAUGCCUUCCUGGAUGUGUAUGCUUAUUGGGAUGUUACCUUUCAGGGAUGUUUGGCAGUCGGAUUUCAAAGAACAGAUGAUGAAGUGGAUACAUAAAAUUCUUAAUCCUCAGACAAGAGUUUCCGUUGAUCCGGAAGGAGUCUGCGAAGCCAAAAUCAAAAGUAUUAUUCGAGAACUGAAAACGUCUUUUAUGUUGGAAAGAUGUAUUUAUAUUCUUGGCAAGACUGAAUUGACUGAAUUUGACAGAAAUAUUUGUAUGGCAAUUGGUAAAGGUCUUGCUUCAGUUCCAAACAUCCAUCUUGUUUCUUCUGGCUGCUAUGGUGCUAGUCAAGUCAUCUGCCAAAGCUACCUUGAUUCUUUGUCAGACAUUCCUGGUCCAAAAGCUCAUGAUCCUGUCUUACAUAUUCUUCCAAAGACUGACAAAGAGAACCAAAAUCAUCGUAUGAAACAGAAUCCUGACGGUACCUUCCCUCCUCUAGAAUUUGGCAAAACAUUUUUUUAUGGUGACAAUACCUGGCAGCGUGAUACCAUGAUGUCGCAUGCUUUUGAACUUUGUAUCCUCUUUGAAGGUAGCAGCGAUGUCUCCUACAUAACCCAGCAGUUUGUAUGGAACGAACACAUUGUUAUUCCAGUGAACUGCUAUAGAAAUAAAGAAAUGUUGCUGGAGAAAAUAUUUGAGUGUCCUAGUGGUGUCUUAGAAUCUGACUGGUAUUACGUGACCGAAGACUGCAGCAACUAUUCACUAGUCGGUGAGCGAUUGGCCAAGGUAGUUGACCAUCUCAUGAAUCCGUCUGUCGAAUGUGGUACGCCUCCAUUGCGAGGUGCCAUGGCAAAACAUCUGUCGAUGGUGGCAGACAUAAAACCAUUCAGCAAAAGCCGCACCUCGUUAAACCAGUUACAGUCAGAUGAACUCAGUAUGAUUCGAGCUGAUACAAUGGUCCUAACGAACAGUGGCAUGUUAUGAAUGAUUCCUUUGUCUGUCUCCGUCUGUCUGUUUGUCUUUGUCUGUCUGGGUGGAUGUAUGGGGUGAAGGAGGGAUGGGGGGGGGACAUAUUUUUGUCCUUUUUUUUUUAUACUAUUUACUUUCCAUGAGUGUGUGAGAGCAGGAAUGAGGGGAAUAGAGAGAAGCUUCAUUCAUUUUCUAUUUAUCAUUAUAGAAAGCUGUUCCAUAUAUAUAUAUAUAUGUAUUUAUUUAUUCACACACACACACACAUAAUACAUAUCCACAUACAUAUGUACAUACAUACAUACAUACAUUCAUUCAUUCAUUCAUUCAUACAUUCAUACAUACAUACAUUCAUACAUUCAUACAUUCAUACAUACAUACAUACAUACAUACAUACAUACAUACAUACAUACAUACAUACAUACAUGUAUGUAUGUAUACACAUGUGCAUGCAUAAAUACAGACACAUACACGCAUGUGUAACAGGGAUGGCCAAGUGGUUACAAAAGAUUGUUUUGGAAUGACAAGGCACUGCAGGAUCCAAUCCUCUGGCACCUUAUGUUCCCUCUGGGGCAAGUAUCUUUUAGCAUGGCCUCUGAUCACCCCAAGCCUGGUGUGUGAACAGUGUGCAAUUCUGUCACGUGGAUUGUAUCAAAAUUUUAAAAGACCACCCUUGUCACACACCAAGUCCACAUACCUUAUCAUGUUGAUUCUGACACACACAUGUCUUUGGAGUACUCAGCCACUAACACUUUUUUUGCUGAUAAUUGAUGUCAGAACAGAGAAGUUAGCUAUCAUCAUUUUCUCCAAAGAUUUCCUAUAGAAGACGUCCUGACCAUGAAAUAUAGAAAUACCAGGUUAGAGUGCUAACUUUUAGCUUAAACAAAGUAAUGCUUUGUUUUAUUUAAGCCAAAACAAGGCAUUAGUUUGGCUUUAAAAAAAAAUUUAAGCAUUUCUAUAUAUCAGCCAUUGCUUCAUGAAAACUAUAUAUAUUCCAUUUUUGGAUUUGGUUUGCAAGAUUCUUUAUGUGAGUGUGUGUCUUGAAGCAUAUUCUGUUGUGUCUGGGGAGAGUCAUUCUCUUUUGGUGCCUUAUUAUUUAACACACUCACUGGUAAAAUUUUCACUUAUUUCUUUUUUUAUUUUUCUUAAAUUUUCGUUGCGUCUUUCAACCUUUUCAAGAGAGUCAAAACUAUUGAAAAGGUAGCAAAAUGCAACGAAAAUUUUAGAAAAAUAA